AUGGCUGACUCAUCGCAAGUGCGCUCGUUUUACGCGGGCAAAAACUUUUUCAUUACUGGAGGCACUGGGUUUGUUGGAUUGUGUUUAAUUGAGAAAAUACUACGAUGUAUACCAGAUGCUGGUAAGAUUUACUUGCUAAUGAGACCUAAGAAAGGCAAGGAAAUAGCUGACAGACUGCAAGAAUUCCCUAAGAAUCCGGUCUUCGAAAAGCUCUUAGAAAGCAACUCGGAGGACAUAUUCAAGAAAUUAAUCCCCAUCGCUGGUGAUGUCGGUGAGGAGAACCUCGGACUAAGUCCCCAAGACCGUCAGACUAUCAUUGAUAAUGUGAAUGUGGUGAUUCAUUCCGCUGCUACCCUGGACUUCCAGGAGAGUUUGCGGCCAACAGUUAAUAUUAAUUUACUCGGAACUAGACGAGUGAUGCAGUUGUGUAAAGAUGCUAAGAAUUUGAAGGUAAUGAUCCACGUAUCUUCAGCAUAUGUGAACUCCUACUUGACUGAAGCACAUGAGAAAGUGUAUGAGGCUCCAGAGGAUCCCGAAAAAGUGAUUUCUUUAGUAGGCACGCUCAAUGAUGAAGCGUUAUUGGAAGUUGAACCCAAGCUUCUAAAGAGUCAUCCCAACACGUACACGUUCACGAAGCACUUAGCCGAACAUGAAGUCGUCAAAUGUGCUGACCUGUUCCCCUGUACCAUCGUCAGGCCUACUAUGAUUGUAGCAGCUUGGAAGGAACCGAUCCCAGGAUGGACUUGCUCCAAGGUGGGGCCUCAAGGUUUUCUGAUGGGAGCCGCUAAAGGCGUAGUCCGUCGUCUCCCGCUUGCAAAGGAGAAUGUAGCUGAUUACAUCCCAGUGGAUGUCGUCGUCAACCAGCUACUGGUCGCUGGCUGGGAAGCUGCUAACUCCAGAUCGGGUCUUACAGUGUAUCACUGCUCGUCGUCGACCUGCCACCCCUUCACGUGGACUAUGCUCGAUGAUACUGUCAACAGUAUGCUGCAUAAAUACCCCUUGAAGAGCGCUGUUUGGUAUCCACACUUGAAAUUCGUGCCUUCACUCCUAAUGUUCAGGAUUUCAGCGAUAUUCGUGCAUUUCUUCCCCGCGCUACUAUUGGAUUUGAUGCUCAGAAUGACUGGAGGAAGACCUAUAUUAAUUCGUCUACACAAGAACGUAUGGAAUUCUCUCAACCGCCUGGAGCGCUUCAUCUUCAGUGAAUGGAAGUUCCACAACCCCAAUACAUUAGAAUUGGCCACGAAACUAAACCAGACGGACAAGGAACUAUUCUUUAUUGAUAUUUCCAAGUUAUAUUGGGUAGAAUACUUCAAAACUCUUCAUUUGGGCGUGAGACGAUACUUGAAUAAGGAGAAGGAAUCAUCUUUACCGGCCGCUCGCAAGAAGGAUAUGGUGCUCCUCCUCUUCCACGUGAUCUGGCAGCUGUUCAUCAUGGGCCUGGUCUGGUACAUCUUCGCCUGCUUCACCGGCCUGACGCUAGCACACAGCGCUUGGAUAGCACCCAUCAUAUACAUAUUGUUUACUUUCUUAUAA
Spodoptera littoralis (African cotton leafworm) is the source of this 1533-nucleotide messenger RNA. Lineage: Eukaryota; Metazoa; Arthropoda; Insecta; Lepidoptera; Noctuidae. The record is from the annotation of a GenBank genome assembly.